AUGGCCAACCAGGAGCCCGAAAUCUGGAUAGGAUACACCAAAAACGGCCGCAACUACCUCGACAAGCAAGCCAAAGCACUCAACACGGAACAGCAAACACGCUAUCUUAGCGAGUUCUACAUGCUACGCUUCAGCGUGAGGGAGCGUGUCAUGCUGCGUUGGCUGUGGUGCCAGAGACCUGUCAUUCAGAUAUGCGAGGUCAUGACGGCCAACGCCCAAAGAUGCAUCUUCCCUUUGGAGGUGCACUUCGAAGACAUCGAGACGUCACAUGCGCUAUCGGCUGCUUUGCUGCGACCGGGGCUACUACGUGAGAGUGGGAGGAUGUUCCACGAAACGGGGUCGUUCGACGUGGAGAACACAGAGGCAUCGCCGAAGCGGAAAGUCUUGUGCAUCGGCCAUGUCGUCGACAAGAGGUAUCUGGUGUGGCCACUAGCCUUAUCCUUCGCCAUUGCGACAGUCGUAGCGGUCAUCGCAGGAAUCGCAACACGCAGCGUAUCGUCGGGCGCGGAAUUGGGAGGUUUCAUAGGAGUCGGUGUCGUAUUGUCAUGGUCGUACAUCUUGUGGCUCCUAGGAUAG
Alternaria triticimaculans is the source of this 576-nucleotide messenger RNA. RefSeq lists its product as uncharacterized. The transcript has 2 exons. The coding region runs from base 1 to 576 and encodes 191 amino acids. The record is from RefSeq and is a predicted model, not a curated record. Lineage: Eukaryota; Fungi; Ascomycota; Dothideomycetes; Pleosporales; Pleosporaceae.